UGUCAUCCCUAGUUUGUCAGUCUUUAUCUAUGUUUAUCAGUAUAUCAAACAUUUUUUAGGCAGAAUCAUCUUGAUCUAUGCUUUCUAGGACUGUUUGUGAUUUACUCAUUACUAGCGUAUGAGUUAACUGAGUUACCUAACUAUACUGCGUUUACUUGACUGUUGCACUUUUCAAAACCCGCUAGGAUGAGCUCUAAAGAUAAGGACAGUAAAACGUUCCCGACUAGAUUUAAGGAGUUUUUUAAGAGCAAACCCUUGGGAAGCAAUGUGGGUCGAGGUGAGUUCAAUCUUUCUCAAGACGUUAUAAGGGACAUAGGCAAAGAUUCUCCCUUGCAAACCAGGCUAAAGGUGCUGAAGGAUUUAUGUGUUUCUGUCGAGCAGGAAAAACUGGCCAGUAAUGUAGUCGAGAAGCUUUGGUGCUGCAUAGAGGACCUGUUUUCGCGCGAGAAUCCAUCCGAGGCGCGACACCAGGCAUUCUAUUUUAUGCAGUGCAUGGCGAAAGGGCAGAAUGAAAGACUGACUUUGAUGAGGGCACAGAUUUUUCGCUUAAUCAAACAUCAUGACCACCCAGAAGACAUUGGACAGAAGCUGGAUCUGUUGAUUGCCCUGACUUCCAAUGGCAAAGGCGUAUUGUUUUUUGAAGAAGAAAUCGGGCGUUUUCUGCUCAAUUGGCUUCCCGAAAUAUCGCGCAUUGGUCGCAUCGAAGAAUAUCUUAUAAUGAUUGACAACGUGAUACGUUUUAAUGCUGCAUAUUUAGAUGAAGAGAUUAUUAACGGUUUUAUAGAACACAUCUGUUUGUUGUGUGGCCCGACCAGCCAGUAUACCACCAUAAACCUUUGCCUACUGAUUAUGUCCAGUAUUGUGGCAUAUAGCAACAUGUCGCCGGACGCCCUACCGAAAUUUAUCGGCGCCCUUUGUCGCACUGUUAUUGAUCAAAAAUAUUGCGAGAAAAGUUGGCAGAUCAUGAAAAAUCUCCUGGGCACCCACCUUGGCCACUCAGCGAUUUACACUAUGUGUCGUAUCCUGCAAGAGCCCGCUUUAAGAUCACAUAUUGACCUUCUGCGUGGAGCGGUGUUCUUUACACGAAUGGGUCUUUGGACGUUGGACCCUAUUCCAGAUUUGCGCUGCCCGCCCAGUUCCAUUUUACCAUCUUUUUUACAGGCAGUAAAUGGAAAUCAGCCUGCUGUUGCCUAUGAAGUUUCCCUAGCACUUCAGCAGUUGAUUAAUCGAUAUGGCAGCGAACUGUUGGAUUCCUCUUGGUCUAUAAUACUGCUAAUUAUUUUGCGUAUCUUUCGCAUAGCCAACACUGAGCCCAAUCCCCACAAGCUGGAGUUCAAAAUCAUAUCGAUGAAUACACUAAAUACAAUAGAAAACUACAUUGAGCUGGGCAAAUACAACGGGAAUAUCAAAAGCUACUACAAAGUGGUAGAGGAGUGCUCCGCUGACCGGCCAGAUCAGAGCAUUUUGAGGCUUUUAGAGCAUCAUUCGAGGAACGUUAACCCCAUGCAGCAUCUCUGGAUUACCAAUCUGUACAACUUAAUGCAUAAAUAUUUUCGAAACGAAGUGAGGACUACAAUUCGUGUGAAAGUCCUACACAUUCUUAUGGACGUUUUCAAAUUAAACAGGGAGCAGUACGAAGAGGAAUUGUUAGAAAGGAUACUGAUUCCACACUUAUCGCUAGUAGUAAAUGAUUAUGAUGUUUUUAUUAGGACUUCAGUUAUAAAAUUGUUAAUUGAGGUCUGCACAGUAUGUGAAUCGAAACGUUGCAUAGAACUAUUGGAUAUUUUGGAGAAGUUUUUAUUUCGGCCGUUCGAAAGUCAAACUCCAAACGCAGACUAUCAAGAUGUAACUUGCCUGGUCACGGGCCUCACCGGAUUAUUCGUGAGAAAAAUCCAUAAACUGCCCUCAUAUCACGCGGUCAAGAUCUAUACAAUGCUGGUGGGGUUUUUGGAAAAGCAUUACGAAACGCCCAUGAUUUUCCAUGGCUGGCCUAAAAUUCGAUUUGCUGUUUUUGAUUGUUUUCUGAAAAUGCGAGCUGACUCACUGUAUCAUUUGGGCUAUCCGGAUGGAAACCUUUUAAAAUUCAGUCCCUAUUUAUGCGUGAUUUACCGUAGCUCGGUAAACUCACCACCUCCGCAGUCUCCCGCACCACAACCGAUGUGCAAUAUUACUUAUGUAUCUCUUCGCAAAGCGUUCAAGCUGAUCAUUACCUGUUUAACAUUUGAAAAGGAUUGGGAUGUUUUGAAUUUAGUACUCAGUGGAAUUACCAAAGGCCUUCAAAACAAGUCGCUGGUGCUCGGAAAAGGGAACAACGAGCUCGAUUUGCUUGUAAAUGUGCUUUGCUCAAUGAUUUCCGACAAACAAUUGAACCUUCCGGAGUCCCUCAAUGUUAAAAUUAAUAAACCGGACUUCCACUCCACAGUGUCAUUAGUAUUGGUCAACCUCGCUUCUUACCAUGCCUAUCUGGACAAUUCAAGCCAAACGAAAAUGAUUCGAUGUAUUAUGAAAUGCAUUCAGAAUGCCCCCAAAAGUUCGAAGCCUUGCAUAUCAGCGCUUACAAUAUGUACUCUGGAGAUGAAGGAAGUGAUGGUAAAGAUUUUACCUAUGGUUUUGCUAGCCUUAUCGAAAAUGUCCCCAACCAAGCACGUUGCCGUGCCUGUCCUGGAGUUUCUUUCGACGAUGACUCAGCUGCCUUCAAUCUUCUCGAAUUUUGUAUCUGAUCAGUACAUGGCGGUGUUUGCUGUUGCCUUGGCUUACAGUAACCCCUUUAGGUUUAACCAUUACAUCGUGUCUUUGGCACAUCAUGUUAUCGCCAUUUGGUUUUUGAAAUGCCGUUUAACAUUUCGAAGGGAUUUUGUCAGCUUUAUUAUCACGGGCUUGAAAACCAAUCUUCAACCAUAUGAGGAGACGCUGUACAAGUCAGACUUGGCCCUCAUAAAUCAGGACAGUUCAGAUCGCAAACGAUCCUCCAGUUUAACUGAGCAAGGUUCCAGACGCCGAGAUGAAAGAUCGCUUCCAGUGCGAAUUGAGAAAGGCGUAAUAAAAAAGGGGCCAGCUUCUAACAAGCUGGUCAGCACCUUUUACGAAGAGCUGAACGAGACUUGCAUCGACUUGAUGGCACGCUACGCAUUUUCGCCUUGCAGCGCCUUUCCUAGACGAUUGCCUGGUGCCGAGUUUCUGCUGAAUGGAGGACAGUCAAUGACGUGGCUCGUUGGGAAUAAACUGGUGACUGUGACUACCAGCGGAUGUUCUCAAAAGGUUCUCAAACAGGGACUGUGUGACAAAUGCUGGCUGAUGUGCAACACCAAGACUGACAAUAAGCUGCUCACAGCCGGCGCCAGUAGUGCGGAGACCAGCCGACAGAAUUCCAACGAAAAAUCUAACAAUUCCGUGAGCUCUCCACAGGAAGAAGGAGGCAGAAUCGGAGAAGAGUUGGUCACCACCAAGUUGCAGGAAAUGUUCAAGACUGAUGAGCGUAAAGAGGAGAAAUAUACAUGCGCGUGUUGGUGUCAGGGAUGGGCGGAGGUUUACAUUCGAAGGCCCACCGGUGACAUGUCGUGGAUUAUGAGAAUUCAAAACGAUUUGUCCCAUACCCGGACCACCUACGACUUUCCUAUGAAUGAACUGUCCACGCUGUAUAUGCCGUCUCUGUAUGAUGAACCUCAGAGACCUCUUCUGGUGCGACAAGACACGUUUGAUGAAAACCAGAGCAUUUGCGAAGAUGAUGUCGCAAGUGGACAAGUCUCACCAAGACAGUCACCUUCAAGACAAAAUUCCCAAGACAGCAUUGAAGAGGAGAACGAUGAUAUAGUUUACGAAGACGGCACGAGGACCAGAAAUCCAGUUCGUCGGUCUAAUUCUAGUCCAGAAAUGUCGGCGGGAUGGAAAAACCCUUUCCAUAAAAUGGGCUCAUCGUCUGGAUCAUCAGAGGGCGACAGCGUAGACGACAAAAAAGCAAAGAUGUACGCGAAGGAUAUGCGCGUCAGCUGUGAAGCUAUUCCUGAAGAAAUAGCCGGUAGCCCGCCCCAGUCAGAACCGAUCCAUGCGAUAACAUCGCACCAUCCUUCGCUGCUGAGUUAUCACAGCUGCCCCGGAUCCACUAUUCCCAGCGAGGCUAGCAAAUCCUGCCAAACAAUAGCGCCUUUACCUGCCGGCUUUCAAUCUGGGGCCCAUUUGGAGCAUUGCAGUAAGCCCAGCACACUGCCGAAUAUAGUCGGAGCACUGCAACCUAUGUCGGGAAAGCCGCCCCAGAGCCCCACUCAAACCAGUCCGCGCUUAGCCAGACAUACUAAUAAAGGGGGCCAAGAACUGCAAAAGAGUUCGUCGUCUUCAGUGGUGCUAGACAGAAACAGUCAUUUAAGCCAAACAAAUCUCAAGGAUCGUAAAAGUGGCGGCAGCUCUGAGAGAUUGGCUUCGUUCGAUUCCAGCCAAUCCUACACAAAAAGGGAUAGAUUUUAUACCAUCUCUGUGAUGAGCAGGCCAAGAUCCGAGCCCAAUAGACAUCCGACGCGCACGAAGGAUGUGCCGAAGAGUGGAGUGAAUCCGAGUUUCGUUUUUUUACAACUUUAUCACAAUUCAUUCUUGAACGAUCACCACAAGGCUGAAAAACCUGUUCUUAUUGGAAACAGUGAUGCGGUUAACAGGGCUGUCAAUAUCUUGGACAAUAUUCCUCCUUACGAAACCCACAGAGUGGGUGUGCUGUAUAUUAGAGAGGGACAAGUAAACAACGAAAUGGAGAUUUUAAAAAACCAGUUUGGAUCCUUGCGGUACAUGAAGUUCUUGCAAAAUUUGGGAACUUUGGUGAAGACAUCUGAUGUGGAUCCCCAACUGUUAGGUGGCUUGGAUGGAACGGACAUCAAGUUCGCCUACAUUUGGCAAGACGACGUAGUAAGAGUGAGUUUCCAUGUAGCGACAAUGAUGCCAAAUAAGGACAGUGACCCUCAUUGCAAUAACAAGAAAAUGCACACGGGGAACGAUUUCGUGAAUAUCGUCUACAAUGAAAGUGGAGAGGAGUUCGACAUGAAGACUAUCAAGAGUCAGUUCAAUUUCGCCAGCAUCAUCAUACAACCUCUGGACCACAAUAUCAAUAGAGUGGUAGUGAAGAUUAAGGACGAUCUGAAGGACUUGGCAGUGGUUGGCAACGAUGCUAAAGUAGUGUCCGACGAAAAUGUAGCCAUCCUGGCACGACAGCUCGCCUUACAUGCAAAUUUGGCAUCGUUAGUCGCGAGGUCGCUGAAAAAUAGUCCAAACGACCCAUACGCCUCAAACUGGUUGGAAAGGUUGAGACGCAUAAAGAAUGUCCGUAAAAAGGUGCUGGACGAGAAUAAAAAUGAUGAUCAUAACAACUAUCCGUCGGAGGAGAAUAAGAGCAGGAAGCCCACCGAAGAUUUUACGGACUAUUCCUAAAUGGGUUCCGGAGGUUAGGUAUUAUUAUUUGCUAAUCAAUCGAAAGUUCUGAUUAAUGUAGCUGUGUUAUAUCUUCAUAAAUGUUUAUAUGUAUGUCGAUUAACUAGAAUAGUGACUUUGAAUAAAGGUACGUUUAACCAU
Molecule: messenger RNA, 5547 nt
Organism: Dendroctonus ponderosae (mountain pine beetle)
Lineage: Eukaryota; Metazoa; Arthropoda; Insecta; Coleoptera; Curculionidae
Gene: gig
Product: tuberin
Exons: 29
Coding region: 187-5406 (1739 amino acids)
Biological process (GO): regulation of small GTPase mediated signal transduction; negative regulation of phosphatidylinositol 3-kinase/protein kinase B signal transduction; negative regulation of TOR signaling
Cellular component (GO): cytoplasm; nucleus; TSC1-TSC2 complex
Molecular function (GO): GTPase activator activity
Source: RefSeq, a predicted model, not a curated record